AUGUCGGUCCCUACUGUCACAUCCUGGACCGGUGCGCCGAUUCUACUCGGCGUCAUUGGUGGGUCGGGACUGUACAAGCUCGACUCGAUCACGCCGGUUGCCGAGAUAUCGAUCUCUACACCUUGGGGUUCGGCUUCGUCUCCGAUCACUAUUGCCAAGACAUCUGCUGGAAACCACGUCGCUUUUCUUGCACGACAUGGACGCGAUCACGCUAUUCUGCCGUCCAACGUUCCGAACCUGGCCAACAUUGCGGCGCUGAAGCAUCUGGGUGUGAAAGCGAUUGUUGCAUUUUCCGCGGUGGGAUCGUUGCGAGAGGAGAUUGCGCCGAAAGACUUUGUGAUCCCGUCACAAAUCAUCGAUCGUACCAAAGGUGUUCGGAGGGCGAGCUUUUUCGGAUUUGGCGACGAAGAGUCGGUUGUGGCGCAUGCUGGAUUCGGCGAUCCGUUCUGCGAGACUCUACGACCGAUCGUGUACUCGACUGUGCAAGCUACGCUUGCUUCGCACCCGAUCAAGGUGCAUACGGAUAAGACAGUGGUGUGUAUGGAAGGACCGCAGUUCUCGACGCGCGCAGAAUCGCUCAUGUACCGUACGUGGGGCGGUGACAUUAUCAACAUGUCGGUCCUCCCCGAAGCCAAGUUGGCGCGCGAAGCCGAAAUUGCCUAUGUGCUCAUCGCCACCGCCACCGACUACGAUGCCUGGCGCCCCUCCACCGCCGCCGUCAACGUCGCAGAGGUCAUGGAAAGCCUCAAAGCCAAUGUGGAAGCCAGUAACCUCGUCACCACCAAGGUCCUCGAUCGCGUCUGGCUCGAAAUCGACACCGACGAAAAACCCGCCGUCAAGAACAUCAAAGACUCGACCAAGUUCAGCAUCAUGACAAAGUCCCAAGUCAUCCCCGACAAGGCCAAGCAGAACUUGAGGUUCUUGCACCCUUGGUUCGCCAGAGACUAA
Messenger RNA from Mycosarcoma maydis (corn smut), 948 nucleotides. Its product is annotated as S-methyl-5-thioadenosine phosphorylase. Gene Ontology annotation, molecular function: S-methyl-5-thioadenosine phosphorylase activity. Lineage: Eukaryota; Fungi; Basidiomycota; Ustilaginomycetes; Ustilaginales. The record is from RefSeq and is a predicted model, not a curated record. The coding region runs from base 1 to 948 and encodes 315 amino acids. Gene Ontology annotation, cellular component: cytosol. Gene Ontology annotation, biological process: nucleoside metabolic process. The transcript has a single exon.